AUGCAUCGACAACACCAUCAUCUUACCAACAGUGAGAUUCAAUACCUUAUUUCGUACGUGAAUGAAUUUGAUGAUGAUUGGGAACAAAUAGCAAUUUUAUUGGGAUCAAAGAACGCUCAUGAAUGUAAAAAAAGAUAUCGCCGACUUAUUAAGAAAAUUAAAAGGAAGAGAAAUCGUAAGUAA
Messenger RNA from Rhizophagus irregularis DAOM 181602=DAOM 197198, 183 nucleotides. The record is from RefSeq and is a predicted model, not a curated record. NCBI's taxonomy places the organism in Eukaryota, Fungi, Glomeromycota, Glomeromycetes, Glomerales, Glomeraceae.